Botrytis porri is the source of this 4688-nucleotide messenger RNA. RefSeq lists its product as uncharacterized. The record is from RefSeq and is a predicted model, not a curated record. The transcript is spliced from 3 exons. The coding region runs from base 1 to 993 and encodes 330 amino acids. NCBI's taxonomy places the organism in Eukaryota, Fungi, Ascomycota, Leotiomycetes, Helotiales, Sclerotiniaceae.
AUGUUGGGUAACUACAACAUCAGCACGGCCAAAGAAAACUUCCUCAAGGCCAAACCUCGAAAACUGCUAUUUCCAGUCAUCUAUCUCACCAUCUUCAUUUUAUUCGUGCGAACUGCAAUCGAGCACUCGAGAAAUGAUGGAAAUCCAUGGAGCGUCAGCUUCGCGGCCGAUAACUCAACUCAUGUAGCUCACACUGAUAUCACAUCCACGCCUUUAUCAGAAGAUCUCGGUGCAAAGCCGCAGCCCCCAACAGCAAAUAUAACAACCAGCAACAAAGUAGCCGUUAUAAUCGAAACCCGACGCUCCGGCAACAUCAUUCCUCUGAUUCUCCAUUUCAGAGCCGUGCUAGGACCAACCUGGCCCCUCAUCAUCUACACAUCCGCGGAGAACUUCGGAUCCUUCUCCACCUCUGCCGCGCUCCUUCGACACCAGCACUCGAGCCGUAUCAUCGUGCGUUCUCUUGCUCCCGGAACCUGGUUCUACAAUUGGGAUUCUGUAUCUGCGUUUCUGACUACGCGCUGGUUGUGGGAGGAUUUGGCGCCGGCGGAACAUAUCUUGCUGUUUCAGUCGGAUAGCAUGUUGUGUGCGAAUGCGGCGAGGAGUGUAGAUGAUUUUAUGGAAUAUGAUUUGAUUGGUGCGCCUAUUGAACCAAAGUUUGGGCAGGGGUAUAAUGGGGGUUUGAGUAUGAGGAGUAGGAAGACUAUCUUGAGGGUGUUGGAUGAGUGGAAGUAUAGUGAUAAUCCGCAUCCGGCGGAGGAUCAGUGGUUUUAUGCUAGGUUCAAAGAUUUACAAGAUCGAGAGAUUGAGGAGGGUGUUGAGGAUGGAGUUAAUCUGCCGAGUAUGGAGAUUGCAAGAACAUUUGCAGUGGAGACGAUUGAUCAUCCUCAUCCUUUAGGUCUUCAUCAACCUACAAGAUACAUUCAGCAACACAUGAUGAGCUUGGAUGAAUGGUGUCCAGAAUAUAAAUUGGCUACCACAGAUCGGAUAUCUUGAAUUGACUUGAUGGAAGGGAGCUGAUGACUGUAAUACUAAAUGGGACGGAAUGGAAUGGGUGAUAGAUACUUCUUGAUAUUUUGGGUUUAUAUGAAGAUGAAGAAUUGUAUUGUGUAGGAUGGACGGAUAUAAAUUGCAAGUACUAUUUCAAAGUGACAGGAAUUUAUUCAUAGGUCUGUAUUCCGGUGUCGUAUAAUGAAUUUAGCUUACAGUAGAGAAUUUGAUGGAUGGAUAUAGCAUUUUUUACGAACUACUAUUUUCUUUUAGGGCCAGAUAGGCUCAUCAGUCGAGCAUCAGUGUCUCCUUCCAUUUGAGCUACCAGAUAUAUCUCUAUACAAAAUGAUCCUUCAUUCUCCGUGUUUAAACUCCCCAGAAACCCACGCAUAAUUUUGUAAAUGCUCCUGUCAUGAAAACUCAUUGUACUCACUCACAAAAGGGCUUGCCUACGCCCAAGCACCCUUCACCAAACAAAACAUAACCAAAUCUCUCGUCAUUUCCCCCUCGCCCUGCCCUCUCCGAUGUACGGCCAGAAACAACGCUAAAUAGAAAGGUUUUAAUACCCCAUCCCCUCCUACUAACUACACUUGUAGAAUCUUAAUCAUUUCAAUUCCAUCAUUCAGAAGCUAGACAAAGCCUAUUCCGCAUAGAAAGUGCAGGAAUCCGAGUCUAAAAGACGGUCGGUACUUGAACCAAGAUGGAUAGUGUGGUAUGUGAGUAUUUCCAUAUACACCUUUGAUUAGAAAUACGACCAUAAGACGUGCUAGGUGAUAACUAUAGGUCCCAGAAUUUUUGAAAAGGAUGAGAUUCUCGGCAAUCGUAAUCAAAAAGCAUCCAUUUCUCUUCUGAGUAAUUCAACAUUCUUGAUUCGAGUACUUGCCGAGUAGCCCCUCAACAAAGACCAAGAAGUAUAUAAGUAAUCGGGCCACGAUUGUUGAACAUCUUGUUAAGAGAGACACCAUAGAACGUUCCCUGAGAACCCUUCUCUGGUACAUAAAUAAGCCCUUAAUUUCAUGGCUACCAAAUCUCUGAUAUGCUGUUUGAUAUAUUCCAGUUCCUCGUUGAAAUAUAUGUAUAAAUUUGACACUUGCUUGCCCCCAACCCUCUUUCUAAUGUGAGCAGGAAACCUGUCAGACCAAAGCACCCGGAUUCGAGGACUGUUGAUUAGUGUCAUCUUGGUUUCAAAAAAGGACAAUAUAUUUGCUUCUUCCUAUAUGUGGCCGACAGAAGCUCUUCAUUGUAUGCACUUAAAGCUGGCUGAGAAGUUCAAAAGAGAGGGGAUGGAGAGAGAAAGGAAGCUCUUAUUAAUGUGCCAUUUUCUCAUCCAGAUGAUGCCAUAGAAGGAAAAUAUCAGUCGCGCAUUCAACGAAUCAUCGUUUUCAAACAGAAUUCAGGAAUGGAAUUUGAAAUAAAUUCAAAUCAAUUUGUCCGAUACUCUGUAAAUCCCAUUAAGAAGACCGAACGAAAAGAGAACAACGACAUCAAUCUACAGUACCACAUUGACUUUCUCCGAGCUCAUCGGCUCUUCGGAUACUUUAUCUUCGAGCGAGAACGACUCCAAUUCGAACGCAUAGAGGCAUAGUGGAUGAGAUUCAUAGCUCAUCCGCACUUACACACUAGUUUUCUUCGCUCAUACACGUUACUGGAACGGUACUUACAUAAGUGACGAAACAAGAAAUUCAAUUCUUCUAAUCGCUGCUUAUCAUCUCGUAUCAUGAGCAAAUGACAACUUAGGAUUCCUCUCACGAGUGACCAUUGAUUGCACAGCCUCAGACCCUCCAGUGACAAAAUACCUAACAUGUACAUCAAUUCCCAGCAAACUGGCGGUUAGCGUAUGUGCGUGCGUUCAGACUCCCCUCGUCGACCGUCAUGUAUGAGAAACAAGAACACUAAUAGGUAUUUAUUGUCGACCUCUUUUCUUUGGCUUUUUGAAUACUCCCUCCUCAAUUUCCUGAGACAGCAAGACAUCAGGAGUAAUAUGCUCCGAUCCGAUACGAUUUGAUUGACUAUCAGUUUCAUUCAAAGACAUAACAUCGUAGCUUGUUUGCUCAAACCCUUGUGAAAGUCCCGAUUCCCCUAAUUCGGAUUGCUGUGAGACCUCAAAAUUUAAAUCAGAGGGUAAAUCAUCGAUAAUAGAACAAAUUCUCUUCAAAUGAAUCGGCAUCCAGAUAUCGUAGAUAUUCUUGGUGAACUUGUAUGCUACCCAUUUCUCUUUACCAUCCAAUUCUGUAAAACAAAAUUCACGAAUCGAAUGGCGAAAGAAGGUGGUUUUCUUUUCAUCAAUUACAGGAUAAUAACCAUAGAUCCUUACGAUUCGAUGAUCGUGUGAUAUUGAAAAUGCAAGUAUUUCUCGAUGAAGCUCUUUUUCUCGUUUUACAAGUCUAAAGAGUUCAACUAUCCCUCUUACUGCAAGUGUCAUACUAUGAGCAUUUUGUCGAUCAGCAAUAUCGAGAGCCGCAAUACCACACUUGACCUCGCAUGUAAAAAAUGGGAAGUACAUAUAGUAUGUACUCAUAAAGAAAGACAAUUCCAUAUAACCACCAAUAAACGGCUGGAUUUUUCUAAGCUGAUCUUCGGUGAAUGCAGUUCGCUUGAAUCCAACAGCAUAGUCGGGUUGCGGACGAGGCUUGGUUAGAGCGAUGGAAUUGUUCCAGCCUUCGUUGAUACUUUCGAUCAAGGGGUUUAAAUGCUUGGCACCACGUAUAGCUAGAGACUGAGCAGAAGGAACAAUCAGUCGAGCAAUAUCUUGAAUAACCUUGGCCUCGUUCCUGUCUUGUAUCAUUUCGCACGUCUCUUCAAAGAGAUCAUCCUGAAACAAUGAAUCCUCUGGAACUAUUUGCUCAGCUUCAAGGAGAGUCCGGCAAAUGGUCUUGCUUGUAUCCGCGAUACCCAAAUCCGAUUUAUGCAUAAAGCUACCCUUGGUCUCGAGUAGGAUUUUAUAUUGCGGGCUUUGAUACGGAGCACUUUUGACUUCCCUCGGCUUUUGAUCGCUAGGUGUAAUAAAGCUAGAUAUUGAAGAGCUAGCUUCGGAUUGCUUGUCACGAAGAGUCGAAGAAGAUUUCUUCCUUGCAAAUAGAUGAUUCAUAUUAUUCUCUGGUUCAAAGUAUUCUUUUGGCCAACAAAAAUUCUUUAUCCAAUAUUCAAGCGAGUCAAUCUUCUUCUUGUUAAUACCAAUCGCUAUAUUCUCGCAAAUUGUAUUCUCUAUGUGAGGUUGUGGAGUCGAUAACUGUAGUCGUUUUUCGAAAGGAAUGAUAGAAGAGGUAAUGGCCUCGUUCUGUGAUCGUUUUCGCUUUAAUUGAUGAUUCUCGAUUUGUGAAAACUUGAUAUGAGUUAGCUUUGUAAUACAUCAGAAUGAGAAUAAUAUACCUCUAUAUCAAAUGUAUUGUUGGUUAUUGAUAAUGUAUUGUUGGUUGGGGAAGGGAAUGGUUGCUUUGAUUCAGUAUUCCUAUCUUUGGAUAUAGAUUGUUCUUGGGGAAGUAACAUUUUUCCUAGACGUGCGCUCUUGCGAAAGGAUGAGAGGAUGACUACGGUCUUGAUGGUUGUUGCCCAGCCUUUUGUAGAUCUCGUUUUACUUUAUGUGUGAUCAUAUUGAUUGGUAGAUGGAUGGACAGGUAGAAGUUGAUAGACUUUUGUGAGGUGGUAUGGUAUUUGAGAAUCACAAGGGAAAGACCGCUGUGGAUAUCAAUUAACGCUAGGCC